This is a messenger RNA of Clavispora lusitaniae ATCC 42720, 2130 nucleotides long. RefSeq names its product mitogen-activated protein kinase kinase kinase (gene SSK2). The record is from RefSeq and is a predicted model, not a curated record. Gene Ontology annotation, cellular component: cytoplasm. Gene Ontology annotation, biological process: p38MAPK cascade; protein phosphorylation. Gene Ontology annotation, molecular function: ATP binding; MAP kinase kinase kinase activity. Lineage: Eukaryota; Fungi; Ascomycota; Pichiomycetes; Serinales; Metschnikowiaceae.
AUGCUGUUUGAAGUAUCUUCGAACUCUGGUCCUCGUACAAAAGCUUUAUUGGAUAUUUUACGAAACUCUGACCAUUUUCUUGUUUACACAGGCUCCGUGGAAGCGCAAGGAAUGUACUUUUUUGCUAGUCCUGAGUUGAUGAAUAAUGAACAGGAAUCUUGCGGAUCAUCAAUGGUACAACUAUCGGCUCAUACUCUUAAUAACGAGGAUCAAGAGUCUUUUGAAAACUUUGGAACGGAACUGUUUGUGGUAGAUUCCCCACUGGAUACGGAAGACACAAAUGAAGCAUACACUGGUUAUGUCAUUGCGUUUUGUCCUUUGAAACCCAUUGUAUGGGAAGGUGACAUGAUCAAUCUUAGUAUAGAAAACGUCCCGAUAACUGACGUGAAACCAGGUCAAUUGUUGGUCAUCACAAAGGUGCCACCUUACUUCAGCCUUUCAUUAGCACGUGAAAGAUUUAUGGAUCUAGUCAGCGGUGUUGAAGCUAUGCGUUCGAUUGUGAAACCGACUGAACAGCGUUCAUCACUUACCAAAGUGCAUCAAGAGCUAACGAGGAUUAACAAGGUCUUUUUCCGUAUGACUCUUGCCGUGUUAGAUUCAACGAAGAUUGUCAUUGAAAAUUGCAAAAGGUUGAUACCUAAUGAUGUUUACCAGGAGCUUGUUAAUCAGUUUUUCAUUUAUUCUCGGGAUUUCGGUAAGAGUUCUGUAAAAUGGUCAGAUGCAUCGAGAAAAUCUGCAGUCAUUAUGCGACUCAUCCAGCUCUCCAUCGAAUGGGUGAGUUUCAUCUGUGACGACUGUAUACCAACAGAUCGUAAAACCUUCAGAUGGUGCGUUCUUGCUUUAGAAUUUGCUAUGGAGAUGACAAGGGGGUUCAAUGUUUUAGUUCUCAGUGAAGACCAAUUUUACAGACUCAAGCUCAAGGUGGCGCGUUGCAUGUCUUUGCUCAUCUCCCAUUUUGAUAUUAUGGGUGCUCGUUCCAAUGAAGCUGAAAAGAAGAGAAUGUUGAAAUGGUCUUCCCAAAGACAAGGUAUUGAGAACGCGACUGAUGAUGAGCUGAUCUUGAAUGCCUACCUGGAGGAUGUUAUGAAGGAAAUCCAAGAAAUUGAGAAGUACAGAACGGAAGUUGAAGAGCAAUUACAUUCUAUCGGUAGGGUGCUUGAUGUUUCAGAUCUGGAAUACCAAUUUGUGACGUUGUUAGCUUCUUCCUUCUCAAGUGUAUCGAUAAGAUGGCAGAAGGGUAAAUUCAUUGGUGGUGGUUCUUUUGGUCAAGUUUAUGCUGCCGUGAAUUUGGAUACUGGAGGAGUCAUGGCUGUUAAGGAAAUCAUGUUCCACGAUAGCCAAUCGCUUAAGCUUAUUCCAUCGAUUAGUGAAGAGAUGACGGUUUUGGAAAUGUUGAACCAUCCAAAUGUUGUUCAAUAUUUUGGCGUUGAAGUUCAUCGCGACAAAGUAUAUCUUUUCAUGGAAUACUGUGAAGGUGGAUCUCUCUCUAGUCUCUUGGCACAUGGUCGUAUCGAAGAUGAAAUGGUGAUCCAAGUGUACACUCUUCAGAUGCUAGAAGGUUUGGCCUAUUUGCACCAAUCAGGUGUUGUUCAUCGUGACAUUAAGCCUGAAAACAUUCUUUUGGAUCACAAUGGUGUCAUCAAAUUUGUUGAUUUUGGAGCUGCCAAGGUGAUAGCUGCGUCGGGCAAAACCAGAAAUAUUGGCCAUCACUCCAGAGGUGCUAGAAGUCAGGAGAAUUUGAACUCUAUGACAGGUACGCCCAUGUACAUGUCCCCUGAAGUUAUUACUGGACAAGGCUCUUCGCAAAGUGGGGUGGUUGAUAUCUGGUCUCUUGGAUGUUGCGUGUUAGAAAUGGCUACUGGAAGACGGCCAUGGGCAAACUUAGACAACGAGUGGGCAAUUAUGUAUCACAUUGCAGCCGGCCACAAGCCACAAUUACCAUCUCAUGAUCAACUCAGUGAGACAGGAAGACAGUUUUUGUCGAGAUGUUUGGAACAUGACCCAUCCAAACGGCCAAGUGCUGCCGAACUUUUGAAUGAUCCCUGGAUCGUACAAAUCAGGCAAGCUGCGUUUGGCUCGUCCGAUAGCGGAAACACGCCUAUUUCUGAGUCGAACCUCGAAAUGCAAUAG